AAUUAGUUACUCUAUAGAUUUUGUUCAUAAAAUCCUUUGCAGUGCAUAAAAUUAAUUUAAGAUUUUUUCUGGAUAUCUAUCCACUUGUACGGCUAAUAACUAAUUUUUUUAAUUUCUUGGUGAUAUUGUAAAGUGUGUUAUUACUUCCAAAAGUGUAUGUGAUCGAUAUUUUCUCGUAGUGUGAUAGAGGUAGAGGAUAUACGCUUAUUAACAAAAGUUUAAUUAAAUCGCAAUCUUGGAGAGGUAUUACAAAAUGAUGGACGGUGGAGUGGUGCACCCUCAGUCGGGGGGUAUGCACCCAGGUGUACUGCACGGCAUGCCGAUGCACGGAGCCGGCCCAGACGGCGAGCACGUGCCUCACGGGCCACGCCGACGAUUUCAGAAUCGUCCCAAGCAACCCAACAAUUUGGAACGUCUGCCUUUGGAUGAGGCUGCUAAAAGGGAAAUGGAAGCUCUUCCUAUGAAAACUCCUGUUUCUGUCUUACAAGAAUUAUUAGCUCGCCGUGGAACUGUGCCAAAGUAUGAGCUGGUACAGAUUGAGGGAAUGAUCCAUGAGCCUACUUUCCGCUACCGUGUAACUGUUGCUGAUUUAGUCGCUAUGGGAACAGGGAGAUCUAAGAAAGAAGCGAAACACUCAGCAGCUAAGGCUUUGCUGGACCGUCUCACUGGUGCAGCCCCUCCUGAACCACCAACUAAUGGAAAUGUGCCUGAACCUGGUGCAGCGGUGUCAUUGUUUGAGGACAAGCUUAUGGGCAAUCCUGUGGGCUGGUUGCAGGAGCUCUGCAUGUCUCGCUUCUGGCCACCCCCUUCCUAUCAUGCUGAGAAUGAUGAUAAUGUUAAUAGGCGUCUGCCUCAUGAGCGUCAGUUCACUAUCGUCUGUACGCUGUUGAAGCGUCGCGAGGUGGGUACGGGCAAGUCCAAGAAAUUGGCGAAGCGCCAAGCCGCUUACAAGAUGUGGCAGGCGCUGAAGGAUAACCCUCCGGAAUCCUUCCAGAAUGAGGAAGAGGGUGUCGCGUCGCGCUAUGCCGAUUUGAAAGAUAGUAAAAUCUCCACACUCACAACAAGUCACAGCCACAAGGUGUCGCAGUUCCACAAACAUCUUAAGCAAUCUAUCGGCCCUAACCUGGCCAAGUUGCAGAUCACUCCAUUGAAUAACAAGGAUUUCAACUUUGUCCAAUUUCUGCAAGAGAUAGCUUCCGAGCAAGCAUUUGAAGUGACAUAUGUUGAUAUUGAAGAGAAGUCUAUGACGGGCCGUUCUCAAUGCCUCGUGCAGUUGUCUACUUUACCGGUGGCUGUUUGCUAUGGAUCUGGCUUGACCAGCAAGGACGCUCAGUCCUCGGCUGCCCAGAACGCUCUGGAGUAUCUGAAAAUUAUGACGAAGAAGUGAGAUUUCUCGAACGUGCGACAUCCGUUUCUCAUUUCUAAGUGGCAACCAGUGCUUCUCUGAGUGAAUUUAUUUUUGAACACUCGAUAGCAAUUAUAUGCUCCCAGUUAAAUGUUUAAAUAUAUAAAUAGGCCCAUUCAUAUGAAUUUGAAGACUAUGUCUUAUGUUUUUUAAUUGAAAACUAAAUGUAGACAUUUACUGGCAAAUAAGAUUUAAUUCUAAAUAAAUAAUGCAAGUAUAAUCAAUCAGUAACAGCGGGACUGUAUACAAAUGUCUAUAUGUAUAUUUUAAUUUAUUUUGGCCUGUCUAUGUGUAUAAAUGUUUGAUGUAUUAGUUUUGAGCAAUAUUUUGUAGAGAACACGGUGCCACUGCGAUGUUUAUCUCGUGAUGUCGCCGGGACUGAAGCUGUAUCUUCACUACUCCCAUACGACCGGGCUUCACUUCGGGCUAUGCUGUAUAACUGGCAUAUUUGCAGUGUAUAUAUGUGUAGCAACUUUCAAAUGUAUUCUUAGUAUAUCGUAUGUAUAAUUAAUGUUUUCAUGUAUUUUCAAUUCUAUAACUGACAUUUACAAAUGUAUUCUUUUUAUAUCAUUUGUAUAUUUAGUGAUUGCGUGUAUUUACAUUUGUAUAUCUUAUAUGCAAAUUGGUAUAUUCGUAAUGUAGUUUAAGUAAAUAACCAGUCAAAAUUAUUUAUUUAUUAGGA
This is a messenger RNA of Papilio xuthus (Asian swallowtail), 2087 nucleotides long. It is a transcript of the gene Loqs, whose product is annotated as loquacious. Gene Ontology annotation, biological process: regulation of regulatory ncRNA processing; siRNA processing. The record is from RefSeq and is a predicted model, not a curated record. NCBI's taxonomy places the organism in Eukaryota, Metazoa, Arthropoda, Insecta, Lepidoptera, Papilionidae. The transcript is spliced from 8 exons. Gene Ontology annotation, cellular component: RISC complex; nucleus; cytoplasm. The coding region runs from base 254 to 1387 and encodes 377 amino acids. Gene Ontology annotation, molecular function: siRNA binding; double-stranded RNA binding.